CUCACUUUUUUCUUUUUUGAUGAGUGGUUAGUUAUGGAUCUCUGAAGAUGAGAGAAAAACCAAAUAAAUCGGCAAACCGGCGGUUUUGUGUAACCCGGCCGGUUCGAAGCUCCUUUUUUGUUUUCCUUGGCCAAAACGACGUCGUUUUGGGUCUUUUUAACAAAAAAAAAAAACACGAAACACUCGAAUACCUCCCCAAUCUCCACUCCCCCUAACCCUCAACCCCUCAACGGCACCCAUUCCCCAGUAAGGCAGCAAGCUAGCAACCCCUCCAGGCUCCAAUCCCGCCGGCCGUCUCGUCGUCUUCGUCUCGUCGUCUUGAUGCGGCUUCGACGACAUCCGCUGCUCGCAGGUCCUCUUCUCCGUCGCGGUUCUUUGCUUCCCGGCACCUUGCUCCGCGUCGGCGGCGCUGUCGUCGCGUCCUCUCCGUCCACUGCCUCCUAUCUCGGACAGAUGAAUCACACAGUACCGUGGAAAUGAAUCCAAAAUAAUUAGCUCGUGUUGGUUGUAACAGAAUCUGGUUGAACAAUAAAUCAACCAGCUCCAAGAAGGGAGCUUGUCUUUCACAAAUGAUUGGCACCAUAACCCUCAAAAUCCAAUGUCAAAGGCCAUCCUCGCUCGAAUCAAACCCCGUAACCUCCCCAAAGCCACCACCUUUACGCCGACCCGCUUCAGUCCCUGCAUCCACAACCUCGUUAUUGACGCCGUUCGAAUACUGGCAACCCACGCCCAAUGGCAGGACUCCCUUGAGUCUCGCUUUGCAGAAUCCGAGGUUCUAGUUUCGGACGUUGCUCAUUUCAUUCUAGACCGAAUACACGACCCGGAACUGGGUUUGAAGUUCUUCGACUGGGCUAACUCGAGACCCUUUUCUUGUUCCCUCAAUGGCUUUGCUUAUUCCUCUCUUCUUAAGCUCCUGGCAAGAUUCAGAGUGUUCUCUGAGAUCGAGCUGGUUCUGGACAGCAUGAAAGUUGGGAACUUGAAGCCUACCCAUGAAGCUUUGAACUCUUUGAUUCGAGCCUACGGAGAUUCUGGGAUGGUUGAUGCUGCCCUACGGUUAUUCUAUACAGUGCGGGAAAUGCAUGGUUGUUUUCCCAGUGUUGUCGCUUCUAAUUCGUUGCUGAAUUGUUUGGUCAAAAGGGGGAACGCUGAGGUUGCAAGGAAGCUGUAUGAUGAAAUGCUUGUGACAGAUGGUGGCACUGGUAAGGUUGUGGAUAACUAUAGCACCGGGAUAGUGGUUAAGGGUCUAUGCGACUUUGGGAAGGUUGAGGAAGGUAGAAGGUUGAUUGUAGAUAGAUGGGGGAAGGGUUGUGUGCCCCAUGUUGUGUUCUACAAUAUGAUUAUUGAUGGGUAUUGCAAGAAGGGUGAUCUCCAAGCUGCAACUAGAGUUUUCAAGGAACUGAAAUUGAAGGGAUUUUUGCCAACGUUAGAAACUUAUGGUGCUAUGAUUAACAGUUUAUGCAAGGAAGGGGAUUUCGUGACAAUUGAUCAACUUAUGAAAGAAAUGGCUGAGAGGGGAUUGCGUGUGGAUAUUCAAGUGUAUAAUAAUAUUAUUGAUGCUCAAUACAAGCAUGGUCUGGUGGCAAAAGUAGCUGAGACAAUGAGAAGGAUGGCUGAGAUGGGCUGUAAGCCGGAUAUUACUACUUACAAUAUUAUGCUUAACUUUUCGUGUAGGGUUGGAAGGAUCAAAGAAGCUGAUGAACUUUUAGAGAGGGCAAUAGAAAGGGGAUUAAUGCCUAACAAGUUUAGUUAUACGCCUCUUAUGCAUGCUUAUUGCAGAAAAGGGGAUUAUGUUAAGGCAUCAAAUAUGCUUUUUAAGAUUGCCGAAACAGGAGAAAAACCAGACGUGGUUUCGUAUGGAGCUUUUAUCCAUGGAGCUGUUGCUGCUGGGGAAAUUGAUGUUGCACUUAUGGUACGGGUUAAAAUGAUGGAAAGGGGAGUAAUUGCUGAUGCCCAAAUUUACAAUGUCCUGAUGAGUAGCCUCUGCAAGAAAGGGAAUUUUCCUGCUGCCAAAUUGCUACUUUCAGAAAUGCUUGACCGGAAUGUUCAACCAGAUGCAUAUGUUUAUGCCACCUUGGUAGAUGGAUUAAUUAGGAAUGGUGAACUUGAUGAGGCAAGAAAGCUUUUUGAAGUCAUAAUUGCAAAGGGUAUAGACCCCGGCAUUGUUGGGUACAAUGCCAUGAUUAAAGGUUUUUGUAAAUUCGGAAAGAUGGCAGAUGCUGUGUCAUGCUUGAAUAGGAUUAAAAAUGCACGUCAUGCUCCAGAUGAAUACACUUAUUCCACAUUUAUAGAUGGGUAUGUGAAGCAGCAUGACUUGCAAAGUGCACUCAAGAUGUUUGGGCAGAUGGUGAAACAGAAGCUCAAGCCAAAUGUGGUCACCUACACGUCCUUGAUCAACGGAUUCUGCAAUAUAGCAGAUUUGGGCAGAGCUGAAAAAGUUUUCGCAGGGAUGCAAUCUUUCAAUUUGCAGCCUAAUGUUGUCACAUACACUAUACUUAUAGGGGGAUUCUGCAAGACCGCUAAACUUGAAAAGGCAGCAACAUUUUUUGAACUUAUGCUGACAAAUAGUUGUCUCCCAAAUGACACUACGUUCCAUUAUCUGAUAAAUGGUUUGACAAAUAAUACAAACGCACUGGUUCUUGUUGAGAAAAAUGAGUCUGACAAAGAUUGCAGAACCUUGCUAUUGGAUUUCUUUGCAGUGAUGAUAUCGGAUGGAUGGAGCCCUGUGAUUGCUGCUUAUGAUUCCAUUAUUAUUUGUCUUUGUAAGCAUGAAAUGUUUGAUACUGCUCAGUUGUUGCAAACAAAGAUGCAGAGUAAGGGGUUUCCUAUGGAUCCUGUAUGUUUCAGCGCUCUGCUACAUGGGUUAUGCCAGAAAGGUAAAUCAAAAGAGUGGAGAAAUACUAUAACUUGCGACAUAAGUAAGAUUGACCUACAAACUGCUGUUAAGUAUUCCCUGAUAUUAGAUAAAUACUUGGGUCAAGGUACGCAUUCAGAGUCUUCAGUUAUUUUGCAGACCUUGAUUGAAGACUCCAGGGCUUCUGAGCAUCCUGCAGAACAUGAUCUAAAGGUUAUAGUAAGAUAGGGAAUGAGGAAAUGUAAUAUAUAAAUGUAGUAUACGGGGAGUUAGAAUUUCAAAAAAGAUGACCCUUCCAUAUUUUUUAUCUGGAUUCUGCCAUGCUUGAGGACAGCAUCCAUGAAAGAAACGAUGCAGGUUUUUCAUUCUAUAAUUAUUUUUAUGAAGAGGGUGUUUAGUUCACUCCGUGCUAUGAAUUGAAGCAUGGGAUGUGGCUACCUGUAAAAGCAGAGUCUGCAAUAUAUACUGGCACUUUAUGAUUGAUCAUAAGGCAUUGUUCUCUGAGUUAAAGCUUCAGGUACAUUUGGCAGUUCACUAGUUAAAUUUGAACUUUCCUACAAAUUGCACUUGGCUCUUUUUCAUCUUAGAUUGGCAGCUACUUGGUUAAUGGUCAGUUGGUCACUCAUGGAUGGUGAAUAUCUCAAAUACUUUAGAAAAUAAAUUUGAAAUUUCUGAUUUUUCUUAGAAAUGGUAAUUUGGCAACACUGAAACGUGCUGUGAUGUCAUGUGCACUAUCAAGUUUAUCUCAUUGAAUUCAAC
Messenger RNA from Arachis stenosperma, 3610 nucleotides. Its product is annotated as pentatricopeptide repeat-containing protein At1g52620-like. The record is from RefSeq and is a predicted model, not a curated record. The coding region runs from base 599 to 3079 and encodes 826 amino acids. The transcript has 2 exons. NCBI's taxonomy places the organism in Eukaryota, Viridiplantae, Streptophyta, Magnoliopsida, Fabales, Fabaceae. Gene Ontology annotation, molecular function: protein binding.